UUCUUGGUUUGUUUCACCAAAUUUGCAGACUGGAAAAGGAUAAACUUAUUGUAAGUGCUUCAAACAUGGGAAGCGAUAUUGAACAGGGAAGAGCAUUAAAUAUGGAAGAGGAUAGGCCAAGUGCUUCAGAAAUUAAGAUGACUGGGGCACUUUUUGCGCAGCUGGAUACUAAGGUGAAACGGUUGUCCUCUAAACAGGGCUAUUCUGAGUGCUGUAUCUACAGGGUGUCCAAACGGGUUCAAAGCGUACAUUGGCAAGCCUACUAUCCACUGCUGAUUUCAAUAGGUCCUCUUCACCGCGACGAUAAAAAACGACAGGCCAUGGAAAACGAGAAAUUGAGAUAUUACAAAGAGUUUACUGAACGGAUUGGGAUGGAUAUGGAGAAAAUAAGAGAUAUUAUAAGGAGCAUUCAGAAUCAAGAAGAGCGUCUCCGAGACUGUUAUUCAGAGGAAUUCAAACUAGCGAAGAAAAGUGAUUUCAUAGAGAUGAUCCUGCUGGAUGCUGUCUUCAUCAUUGAGUUUAUGAAGGAAUAUUCGAAUAAUGAUGAAGGUCCUAACAGGUUUGAGCCUAGAACGAUAUUGGACAUACGAGAAGACUUGAUACUACUUGAAAACCAACUACCUUUCUUCAUUAUUCAGGAAAUAUAUGACGAGUACAAUCGUGCUCGCCAAGAUCCAACAGCCAUUCCUUUUUUCGAUCUUGUUACCUCUCAUUCUAAAAAUUACAAGUUUUUAAAAAAGGUAGAAACCAACCGGAGUGUAAGGAAAAGCAGACAUUUCACUGAUUUACUAAGAAAUUUUAUGUUGAAUGGAGCCAGGCAGCCGAAUGGAGCCAGGAAGCUGAAUGGAUCCAGUAAUCCUAUCAUGCUGAGGCAUAAUGCUGUCAAGCUUCGCGCGGCAGGAGUCGAGUUUGAGGUCGCCGAAGACAAAUGUUUGCUUAACAUAACAUUUGAGAAAGGAGUGUUGAAAAUACCACUCUUGGAAGUUGAUUACCACUUCGAACGUGCUGUACGAAAUAUCAUGGCCUUGGAGCAGUGCUUGUACCAGAAUGAAGCUUACGUAUGCAGUUACAUUAAGUUUAUGGACCAUCUUAUCGACAGUGCAGAAGACGUGGGUUUGCUAGUCGGAAAGAAAAUCAUUACCCACAGGCUAGGUAACGAUGCCGCAGUUUCAGUUAUGAUUAACAAGCUUUGCGAAAAUAUUAGUGACCCUUAUACUUAUUAUGAUGAUAUAUGUGAAAAGAUGAAUGACCACUGUGAUAGCCUCCUUAACCGUAUGAAGGCAACCUUGGAACUUGUAUAUUUCCCCCAUGUUUGGAGAGGUACGGGAACUAUUGCAGCUGCUGUCCUGCUGAUGCUCACUUUGAUACAGACUAUAACUUCCGUAAAAUCGGUAUUCUAGGAUUUUAUCUUGUUUAGUUUUAUUAUCCCUUCGUAAUGCUGGAUUGGAUUAUUAUUGUUAAAAUUGCAGUUAAACUUUGGGUUUCUGUAGUUCUGAACUAAUAAUAUUGUAUCAAUUUCUUGUUGUGUUGUCCUAAAAUUGAGUUUGUACUUGUGACCUAUGUGA
This is a messenger RNA of Populus euphratica (Euphrates poplar), 1565 nucleotides long. Its product is annotated as UPF0481 protein At3g47200-like. The transcript has 2 exons. The coding region runs from base 66 to 1400 and encodes 444 amino acids. Lineage: Eukaryota; Viridiplantae; Streptophyta; Magnoliopsida; Malpighiales; Salicaceae. The record is from RefSeq and is a predicted model, not a curated record.